This is a messenger RNA of Myotis lucifugus (little brown bat), 2397 nucleotides long. RefSeq names its product solute carrier family 33 member 1 (gene SLC33A1). The record is from RefSeq and is a predicted model, not a curated record. The transcript is spliced from 7 exons. Bases 419 to 2071 code for a protein of 550 amino acids. Lineage: Eukaryota; Metazoa; Chordata; Mammalia; Chiroptera; Vespertilionidae. Gene Ontology annotation, molecular function: acetyl-CoA transmembrane transporter activity. Gene Ontology annotation, cellular component: membrane.
CAGGAAGUUACCCGGCACCUCUGGAGUCCCGUGGAGAAAGUGCUGUCAGCCGCUUCGGUAGCGGCGCGAGCUGGAGGCCGGUGCCGGGACUGGCCGUUCGGUCUCGCCGCACUUAGGCUCCGCUUUCCAUCGUAGCACCACGGCCCCGUCCCCCAACCCCCUGCCCGGCGCGGCUGCCCGGGGGGCUCCUUCAGCCUCCUUGACGCCGCUCCAAGGGGCACCUACCCGGUCGGCGCCUGGGUCUCCGGCUUGGGGACCGGCUUCCUGCUGCAGCACUCCGAGCCGCAGUAAGAAGCACCCUUGUCACCCCGCGCCCCGACUCCCUCUCUGAACACACACCUAGACCCUGGUCCAAGAGGCAGCCUCGGACCUCAGAAUAGACGGAUCCAGGACGCCCAGCCCUGGCAUCUCCUCAGAGAUGUCACCCACCGUCUCCCACAAAGAGAACAGUCGGCAACGACGGCCAGGGACUUUCAACCACGCUCUGGAUAUGAGGAGCGGCCCCCUGCCGCCGGGCAGCUGGGAUGACUGUCACCCGGACUUGGUGGGCGGAGAAGGGGACAAAGAAGCUCUUCUUUGGGACAGCAGCACCAGUGGUUUCUCCAAACCCCCGCGGAGCUGCCGGGCCGAAUUAAGCAGCAUUUUGCUGUUGCUUUUUCUGUACGUGCUUCAGGGCAUUCCUCUGGGCCUGGCGGGAAGCAUACCGCUCAUUUUGCAGAGCAAAAAUAUUAGCUAUACAGACCAAGCUUUCUUCAGUUUAGUCUUCUGGCCCUUCAGCCUCAAGUUGCUCUGGGCCCCCUUGGUGGAUGCAGUUUACUUUAGGAACUUCGGUCGGCGAAAGUCGUGGCUGGUCCCUACGCAGUACAUCCUGGGGAUCUUCAUGAUCUACCUGUCCACUCAGGUGGACCGCUUGCUCGGGAACACGGAUGGCAGGGCCCCCGAUGUGGUUGCUCUCACGGUGACGUUCUUCUUGUUUGAAUUCCUGGCUGCCACGCAGGACAUCGCUGUGGAUGGUUGGGCAUUAACGAUGUUAUCCCGGGAGAACGUGGGCUAUGCUUCGACUUGCAACUCAGUGGGCCAGACAGCGGGCUACUUUUUGGGCAAUGUUUUGUUUUUGGCCCUUGAAUCUGCCGACUUUUGCAACAAAUAUUUGCGGUUUCAGCCUCAACCCAGGGGGAUCGUUACUCUUGCAGAUUUCCUUUUUUUCUGGGGAGCUGUAUUUUUGGUAACGACAACUUUAGUUGCCAUUGUGAAAAAAGAAAACAAAGAGGUAUCAGUAGGAAAAGAAGAAACCCAAGGUAUCACAGAUACUUACAAGCUGCUUUUUGCAAUUAUAAAAAUGCCGGCAGUUCUGACAUUUUGCCUUCUGAUUCUAACUGCAAAGAUUGGUUUUUCAGCAGCAGAUGCAGUAACAGGACUGAAAUUGGUAGAAGAGGGAGUACCUAAAGAACAUUUAGCCUUAUUGGCAGUUCCAAUGGUUCCUUUACAGAUAAUAUUGCCUCUGAUUAUCAGCAAGUACACUUCAGGUCCCCGGCCACUAGAUGUAUUUUACAAAGCCAUGCCCUACAGAUUAUUGCUUGGAUUAGAGUUUGCUCUGCUGGUUUGGUGGACUCCUGAAGUAGAACAUCAAGGGGGAUUCCCUGUAUAUUACUAUAUCAUGCUGCUGCUGAGUUAUGCGUUACACCAGGUUACAUUGUACAGUAUGUAUGUUUCCAUAAUGGCUUUUAAUGCAAAGGUUAGUGAUCCACUUAUUGGAGGAACAUAUAUGACCCUUUUAAACACCGUGUCCAAUCUGGGAGGAAACUGGCCUUCUACAGUAGCCCUUUGGUUAGUGGAUCCCCUCACUGUGAAAGAGUGUGUAGGAGCAUCAAACCAGAGUUGUCGAACACCUGAUACUAUUGAGCUUUGCAAAAAACUCGGUGGCUCAUGUGUUACAGCGCUGGAUGGCUAUUAUGUGGAGUCCAUUAUUUGUGUGCUUAUUGGAUUUGGGUGGUGGUUCUGUUUUGGUCCAAAAUUUAAAAAGUUACAGGAUGAAGGACUGACUUCAUGGAAGUGCAAAAGGAACAAUUAAUGCAUUUAUUACUGGACAUUCUAAAAAAGGUUGAAUUUUAGAGUGGGGUUUUUAUAAGUAAUGGAGGAUAAACUGGGUGGGAGAAAAUGGCAUUUGGCAUCCGAAGAAAGAUAGAUGAAGGCAGCGGCCUCUAAACCCGUGCAUGGCCAUUGGGAAGCCAGUGUUGGGCAUUGGUGUCAGAUCCUGCAGAAUCACCUAGAAAGUCAUCCUACAGACAAGGAGACUACACCAAACAAUAGACUCCAGUACUGUGUCACAUGUGAAUUAUCAUGUAUUAUAAUCAAAAUGUUUACUUGAAUAAAUAAAAAGCCCACUUAAUUAUCAUA